This is a messenger RNA of Micromonas commoda, 1671 nucleotides long. RefSeq lists its product with no specific name. Lineage: Eukaryota; Viridiplantae; Chlorophyta; Mamiellophyceae; Mamiellales; Mamiellaceae. The record is from RefSeq and is a predicted model, not a curated record. Gene Ontology annotation, biological process: proteolysis. Gene Ontology annotation, molecular function: zinc ion binding; metallocarboxypeptidase activity. The transcript has a single exon. Bases 1 to 1671 code for a protein of 556 amino acids.
AUGGUGUUCAUGGGUGUUCGUGGCGUCUGGGCGGCGCUGUGGUGCGUUCUGGUCCUCGCCGCGCGCGUCGACGCCACGUCGCGCGGCUCGCUCGCGCCCGUGACGCACCGCCGUCUCGCCGACGACGAGAGCGCGAAGGCGACGGGGGGCGACGCGAAGGGAUCGUGGAGCGAGUGGAGGUACCGGUCCAACGAAGAGCUAGCGAACGCGAUGGACGCCUUGCACGCCGGGCCGUGCGCCGGGAUUUCGAAGUUGACCACGAUCGGCACGAGCGUGAGGGGCGUGGAGAUGCGCGCCAUGGAGGUGUCCACCCAGCCGGGCGUCGAGCAGACCAAACCCGGGAUCAUGCUCGUCGGCAACAUGCACGGCGACGAGCCCGUGGGACGCGAGCUCAUCAUACGAUUCGCCAGGCUCCUGUGCAUCGCGCACGAGCGGCGGCAGCGAUCGGCGGGGGGCGACGGCACCGGCGAGGGCGAGGGAGGGCUCGACAAGGAUCCGUUGGACGAGGCAUCCGCGAAAUUGCUCGACGAAGCCGCCGUCGUCGCGAGACGCGCGAGGGUGUUCCUCGUGCCGACGAUGAACCCCGACGGCUUCAGCGCCAAGCGCAGGAACAACGCCGCAUCCGUGGACCUGAACCGCGAUUUCCCCGAUCAGUUCAACGAACCCGGGUUGCCGGCAAGGUUCGACGCUCGGCAACCGGAGACGGCGGCGAUGAUGCGAUUCAGCGAGGGCGUCAACGCCACCGCGGCGCUGAACUUUCACGAGGGCGCGCUCGUGGCCAACUACCCGUACGACGCCAUCAGCGGGAGCAACAGGAAGGCUGGAUACUCCAAGUCCCCGGACGACGCCGCGUUCAGGCGCCUGGCGAAGGUUUACGCGCGCGCGCAUCCGACGAUGGCCACCGCCGCCAACGAGGAAUUCCCCGAGGGGAUCACUAACGGCGCGCGGUGGUACCCGCUGUGGGGCGGGAUGCAGGACUGGCACUAUCUCAAGACCCAGACCAUGGACGUCACGGUGGAGGUGAACGAGCGCAAGUGGCCGGACGAGUCGUCGCUGGUACGGCUGUGGACCGAGCACGCCCCGGCGAUGAUCGCGUACGCGACGGCGGUGGCGACCACAUCGACGACGGGAAAAGUGACGGAUUCUCUCACCGGCGAACCCGUGCGUGGCGCCGUCCUCGCCGUCGCGGGCGUCGACGGCGUCCGUUUCACGCCGUCGACGCGCACGGGGUACUACGCGAGGUUCCUGCCGCCGGGGAGGCACGAGGUGACCGCGUCCGCGCCGGGUUAUUAUCCGCAGACGAGGACUGCGGACGCGGGAGCGCGACUCGACAUCUCGCUCCGAAGGAUGGAAGACGCGGCGGACGCGGACGAUGUGGCCGGGGACGGGGAUCACGGGGCGGCGGCGGUGGUAGGUAAUGGGGACGCGCGGCCCGGACCGAACCCGAAGCCGGGAUCGGCGGGUUUUGGCGGCGACACAGCUGGCGGCGCGGUCGUCGGGUUGGGCGGCGGGGACACAGCUGGCGGGGAGCUCGUCCGGGUCGGGGAGCUCGCGGCGGCUGUCGCGGCGGCCGUCGCGUGGUUGGCGUGGAGGUGGCGCAGGCGGAAGAGGGCGAGACUCGCCGCGCUUCGCGAGGGGACGCAGCUCUCCGGCGUCCGGAUCGACGGUUGA